AGAACAUCCCAAGCUAUUGCCUGAGGCCAGUGCUGUCACGCUGAUGCCAGGCUGGAGUCAGCGACGAAAAGUCAAAUUAUCUUUCUGUUACCACAUGAAUCACAUGCGUGUGCAUGAUGCACAUGAGAGGCGUGCGCUCUUCAAGCCAGCUAACGGUAAAAAAAUUUGAAUUUUAUUCGCUGGUGUCAACGACUGCUUUUCUCCAAUGGAAUUAAGUCACAUGGUGCUACCUGGGGAGUUAGAAUUUUUUUUCUUUUCUUUCCAUCUAUCCAAUGACUGCCAAUUUUUGUGUAAUAAAAAUUGAAAAAAAAUUGCAAAAAAAAAACCAAAAAUAUUUAGAAUUGUUUUUUUAAAAAUAUAAAUACCUAGCAAUGCUCUUAAUUUUCCACACCAAAACUUCAUGCAAAUUCCUCUAUUCAUAUCAUAUCUUUACUUUCUACUUUCUUAUUUCAUUUGUGUAAAAAUACAAAUAGCCUCUUCCGUCAAAGCCAUAACCUCGUGGACAACCAUGGAAGAUGUUUUGUUGUGUGAGGGUACAAGUUGGUCAUUGCUUGAUUAUGGGCAAUGAGAUGAAGGAUUCUCAUAUGUGGAGGAAAAAUCAUGGAGAAUUUUCCAGACGAUCGGGUUCUCCUCUUACGGAAAUGACAUUGGCUAGUAGGUGGAAAAUUUUGAAUAAAGAGUUAGAGAAAUGGAGAGAUAUGUUGACAAAAGCAAGGUACAACAUUCAAAGCGGCAAAAAUCUUGGCAACGAGAUUAUUCAAGCACAAAUGUGGUUUGGUGCCAUUGGCCAAGGCACAAAAUCUUUCAACAAUCACCAAUGUUGGGAGGUUGUGAAGAAUUGGCCGAGAUUCAAAAUUAUCACCAUAGGACCGAGCGUUGUGUUGAAUGAGAAGCCGCUCCACGAUUCAUGGGCAUCGAAAUUGCCGUUCGACUCCUCGAUCAUUCAAGACUCACCGAUUCAAAUGGAGUGGAAUCCUAUUAGGAGAAAGGUGGCAAGGCCAAGAAAUGGAGCACUUCGAACAAUGAAAAUGCAAAAUUCUUGGAGCAAAUUGGUCUUCAAGGCGCAAUGAGAAUGGAGAGAGACAUAAAAAAAAAAGAUGAGGUUGACAAAGCAGGAGAUGAGGCAUUUGCAAGAGAAAUGGAGUAUGCAUAUAAACAAGACAUAGACAAGAAAGAUCGGGAAAGCAUGACUAUGGUUACAAACCAUAUGUCCCCUAAAUCAAAGGCAUUUUGGAAAAAAGAACGAAGAGAUGUUAUGAGAAGAAGGCUUUUUGUGACGAUUGUCCCAGCACCACGGAUUGGUUAAAUAAGAAAAUCAUUAAGCUAUAUUAAUAGGGUUGCUUUUUCUUAAUUAGUUGUAUUAAUUGUCUUUUAUUCAAUAAAGAAAGC
Prunus persica (peach) is the source of this 1389-nucleotide messenger RNA. RefSeq lists its product as uncharacterized. The transcript is spliced from 2 exons. The record is from RefSeq and is a predicted model, not a curated record. NCBI's taxonomy places the organism in Eukaryota, Viridiplantae, Streptophyta, Magnoliopsida, Rosales, Rosaceae. The coding region runs from base 516 to 1070 and encodes 184 amino acids.